AUGAAGUUCUCCACAAUAGUAGCCGCUGUUUUUACAGCUGUUGCUUGCGUUGAUUGCCGUGUGACACCUGAAACAAACAAUCAGGUCCUAUUACAGUUUGAUACAGGAUUGAAGGAUUACAUUGUGGACGACAAGUACUCUUUAUUGCAAUUACAUAAGUCACUCGUGGACAUCUCCUCGGUUAGUUUCAAUGAAACUGAGGUAGCCAAAUAUUUGGAACAAUAUUUAACUGAUGCUGGACUUACGGUAGAGUUGCAGCUGGUGGAAGAACCAGCAUAUAACCUCAAGAACAAGAGAUACAAUGUCUAUGCUUACUUAGGUGACAGAAGGGAUACUAAAGUUGUGAUGACCAGCCAUAUCGAUACCGUGCCUCCUUUCUUUCCGUAUCGUGUUGAGGGGUCAAAGAUAUAUGGCAGAGGAACGAACGAUGCCAAAGGGUCAGUGGCUACACAGGUGAUUACAUUCCUAGACUUGGUUUCCAAAAAGAUGAUUAAUGAAGGAGAUGUUUCACUCCUAUUCGUUGUUGGAGAAGAAGUCAAUGGCGGUGGUAUGAAAUAUGCCAGUGACCAUUUGAAUGCUAAUUGGUCAAUUGGUAUUUUCGGUGAACCUACUGAGCUAAAGCUUGGAGUGGGUCACAAAGGUAUCUACAUAUUUGAGUUGUUUGCAGAAGGUAAAGCUGCUCAUAGUGGAUACCCUCAACUAGGAGUUUCAGCUACUGAGUUUCUAGUUCCCUUAUUGAAUGAUAUUCUUCAAUUACAACUUCCUCAUUCUACUUUAUUGGGACCUUCUACCAUUAAUAUUGGAAGAAUCGAAGCUGGCGUUGCUGCAAAUGUCAUUCCAGCCAAGGGGUUCGCUCAAGUAUCCAUCAGAGUAGCAACAGAUUAUGAUAAGGUUGUUGAAUCAGUUAAAGAGCUUGUAAAAGAUCGUCAACACAUAACUUUCAAAGAAUAUCAAGGAGUUAGACCACAAUAUUUGGAUUACAAGGUUCCUGGGUUCGAUUCAAUAAUAUUGGCAUACAGUACAGACGUUCCUAAUCUCACAUUACCAUUAAGCCAUAGGUUUCUAUAUGGUCCAGGGUCAAUAUUUGUUGCUCAUGGAGAUCACGAAUACGUCGAGAACCAAGAUCUUCUUGAUGCCAUUGAUGGUUACACCAGGCUAAUUGACCACGCAUUGCAUUUGGACUAA
Molecule: messenger RNA, 1185 nt
Organism: Lizanozyma spartinae
Lineage: Eukaryota; Fungi; Ascomycota; Pichiomycetes; Serinales; Debaryomycetaceae
Product: M20 family metallopeptidase
Exons: 1
Coding region: 1-1185 (394 amino acids)
Molecular function (GO): hydrolase activity
Source: RefSeq, a predicted model, not a curated record